GAAGUUAUCGCUAGUAAAAGUAAAAAAGAAACCCCAUCAGCAAGUUAUACUUUUGUCACAAAAAGUUAUAGAAGAAAAGGUCCAAACUUUCGAAUUCCAUGUCUACAAAACCUCACAAGGCAAUGCAGAGAGUAAUGCUACUCCAAUUUGUUAUCUUAAUCAUUUUUUGGUCUCUCAAGCUUUCAAGUUUCUAUCUGCCUUUCUGGGCAUAAGUGCUAGUUCUACAAUGGCUUACGUUCCACCACACAGGCGGCACUCGAAGGAAUCGGAGAGGCCGUUGCCAACUCCAGAGCUGCUUGCUCCUCAAUUCAAGAAAAACUCAAAUGACAAGCAAUAUAAUAAGUCUAAUGUGGGUUGGAGUGGAAAAGUAGUUUAUGCAGACAAUUCUACUCAUAGAUGGUGCGCCAUCCCUUUGGAUGACGAGAACCAGUUUCCAUCUUUUGUUAAUCUUGAGCCCGUUGCCUUGGAGUCUGCUGAGCAGACAAUUGGAAAAAAUCGUGUAGCUCUGAUCAAUACUAGUCUAAAUAAUGAAGGCAGUGAGGUGAAAUGGAACUUGCCAAGGAGCCCUUGGGAAUCUAUAACAGAAAACGUGCUCGAAGACUUACUUUCGGCAUUUAAAGACAUGAGGAAUGAAAUGAAGUCUGCGAAGUCCAAAGAAGAAUAUCCAACUUUGGUUGCCAAAGUGGGGAAAGUACUCUUUCACAGGAGCCCUUCAGUUAACGGGGCAUCCAUCAGAAAAGAAUUGUGCACUGAAAUCUUGAAACAAUGGCGGCGAUCAUUUUACACAAACACUCCUGUUUCAUAUAAGGAAAGGAUUGUCAACGAAGUUGUCCCAAAAAUUGGAGUUGAUUUCAAAGAUGAAGAAGAUAUAUACGAAGUACAGUUGUCUGAUUCUACGAAGCCAGAUUUACCUUUCUCCUGCAAAUGUCGGGUAAUGGAAGAACAUGGAAAGCUACAACCCUGCACGAUCAAAUUCAAUCCAGUGCGUAACAUGGUAAUGGACAUUUCAUGCACUACUAAGAAUCUGGACCUGAGGUUAAUGCUAUGCACGAAGAAACUCGUAACUGAUCUGACUGAUGAUGAGAUGCAAAGCAUUACGGAUCUGAUUAAUUCUGCAAUUCUAGAUCCAAAUGUGAAGGGUGGAUUGAGAUGGCCCCUGGGGAAGGAGUCUUCUGGAGAUAGAUACAGAGUUGUUAGGGUUUGGCACGUAAUAGCUAAUACGUAUAGAAAUUCAUCACUGACUCUGAAAGUGAAACACACUGAUCGAUUUGAUUUUAGAACCUUAACUGGAGAAACUUCUUGGUGGACAAGUCUGGUGCUGGAAAACGUCGUGUCAAAGUUACAGGAAGAGAAUGUGGAAGCCAGCACAAUUUCUGAGAUACUCAAGGAAGAUAUGCAGUUGAUAUGGGAAAACUUCUUGAGCUGUGAACCUUUUCUAACAUGAAAUUGCAUGUUGAUCAGUGAUCACUGUCUAUGCGACGUGUAUUUAUCUGUCUACAUUAUGAAUUUUAAGUUCAACUUUCGGCAUCGUUUGAUGAAUAA
Malus domestica (apple) is the source of this 1542-nucleotide messenger RNA. RefSeq lists its product as uncharacterized. The record is from RefSeq and is a predicted model, not a curated record. Lineage: Eukaryota; Viridiplantae; Streptophyta; Magnoliopsida; Rosales; Rosaceae.